UGAGCAGUCUGCCCCGGUCAGUUUCUCUUGCGGGCGGAACCAUUAUCGCGCUUCAAUCCGGUUUGGGGAUGGAUUUGUUUAUAGGAAUGUAGAGCUGGUUUCGGUUAAGGGCUGCCGUGGGAAUUAACGGUCUGCUUAUCAUCCAGUGAAUUGCUGCUUUUAGCCAAUGAACAAGAUGAUUAUGACACAUGAGCUAGAACUCUUUCCCGGAUGCACUGUAACACUUCUGUUGUUUAAAGAUGUUAAAAAUGCUGCUGAACUUCGAAAGAAAGCUGUGGCGGGAGCCAUAGAUGGAGCAUUAAUAAGUGCAUCAAUGGUAGUGGAUCCAUUUCAGAUCCUUGUAGCAGCUAACAAAGCUGUUCAUUUACACAAGCUGGCCAAAAUGAAGACAAGAGGCCUUUACUCUGAAAUCAUAUUUAAUCUCUCACCAACAAAUAAUAUCUCAGAUGCCUUCAGAAAGUUUGGGAUAUCAGAUAGUGACUCUGCUGUUCUUGUUGUUCUGGUGGAUGAUGGAAAGAGAGAAUCUAAUUUAGAAGAUAUCAUAAGGCAAGUGGAAGGGCAACAAAUCUGUGUCCAGGAUAUCUCAACAGUAGCAGAUGUGGCCAAAAUUAAAAAGUUUUACAAAGUGUCUCCUCCUGAGGAAAAAGUUGGCAACUUACUGGAUGCAAUCAUUUGUCGAAUGUCAGUGAAAGAUAUUCUUUAACAGAAGAAACCAAUGGAUUCUUAAGGGAUCUUUUUUUCUGAACUAAAAGUGGCUGUUUACAAACCGUAAAUAGUAUUUCUGCUUUUAUGUGUAUCGGAACUCAAAAUCAGCCAGCUGCAACCAGUUUUGCAAAGCACCUGUAAAAAGUUCAAGCCUGUAUGGAAAAUUAGUUUCAGGAAAAGAAUCCUGUAAGUUCAUGAGUUUUAUUUUAAGAAAGAGCUCAGAGCACUGUGAAUGUAGCGUGUACAAUCUACAGGAUGUAUUACAGCUUCAACAAAACCAGUUGUCAUUACCAAAGAAGAUAAUAUCUGCAAAUGUGUGAGAACACCACUGCCUUCAAGUCAUGCACUACUCUGACUUGGACGUGGAUCCCUGUCCCUUCGCCAUUAGCACCGGGAGUGCAUGGACAGCAUCAUGAAGAAGGCCCACCACCAUUUUCCCUAGUUCAGUUGUGUAUAAACAAUAAAUGCUGACUUUGUCAACAGUCCCCUGUGCAUGAAUAAAAAUCCUGAAACUGUCA
Molecule: messenger RNA, 1223 nt
Organism: Carcharodon carcharias (great white shark)
Lineage: Eukaryota; Metazoa; Chordata; Chondrichthyes; Lamniformes; Lamnidae
Gene: tprkb
Product: Tp53rk binding protein
Exons: 5
Coding region: 167-703 (178 amino acids)
Biological process (GO): telomere maintenance via recombination; tRNA threonylcarbamoyladenosine modification
Cellular component (GO): nucleus; cytosol; EKC/KEOPS complex
Source: RefSeq, a predicted model, not a curated record